AUGAUUCAGAUUGUGCCACUAUCAGUGUUUUUCACCUAUAUAGUUUUGAUUGCAACACAGCUGAAGUGGGCAUGGAAUUAUCUUCUUUGUCAAUCCUUUUCCAUCCAACCUGCCCGAAUCAAGUUACCGGAAUAUGUUGAUGGCAUUAGCGUUACACACUACGAAAAUAGAACUGAGUCUGGAGAUUCAGUAGAAUGUGCUGUUUGUUUGUGCAAGAUCCAGGAAGAAGAUGAGAUCAGGGAACUGAGAUGUCAUCAUUUGUUUCACAGAGUUUGUUUGGAUAGGUGGCUGAGUUAUGGUCACAUGACAUGCCCUCUUUGCCGGAAUAAUCUAAAGCUGCCCCCAUUCAUGGACGAGUUCCCCCAAGAAAUGAUUCUUAUUAACUUCUGCGCCACCACAUCCAGGGAUGAUCGGUGUACUUGGUGGCUGCGAUGA
Fraxinus pennsylvanica is the source of this 435-nucleotide messenger RNA. Lineage: Eukaryota; Viridiplantae; Streptophyta; Magnoliopsida; Lamiales; Oleaceae. The record is from the annotation of a GenBank genome assembly.